Molecule: messenger RNA, 466 nt
Organism: Geodia barretti
Lineage: Eukaryota; Metazoa; Porifera; Demospongiae; Tetractinellida; Geodiidae
Source: the annotation of a GenBank genome assembly
AUGUCUGACGAAAGUGAGUGCCUGACUAGUGCUCAAGUGGAUGAGUAUUGUGCGAGUCAAACAUCAUCUUCCACCCCGAGACCAUCUACCCCAGACAGUUCCUCUACUGCCCUUAUCGUGGGAGUUAUUGCGGGAUUUAUGGUGCUGAUUGUGGGCAUUGCUAUUGUGGUUGUUGCAAUAAUCAAGUUCUCCAUUGGCUUAAAGCACACUCAUAACCAAGUUACUGGGGACGAGUCUACCUCCCAAACAGCUAAGCAUGGCAAAACUGUACGAGAUGAUGAGAAGCCACUCAUCGGAUGCUGGUAGCUCUCAUUCGUCUCAAAGCAUAGUGUAAAAAGUGCUUGAAGAUGUCAAAAGAUACUUCAACUAACAAUAAUUUUAUUAACUCAUGUUUGUUCAAGUGAAUGUGGUACUAUUGAUGUUUGUUCAAAGUGAAGCUGAAAACUGGAUAGAGUAACCAAUAUUG